Dipodomys ordii (Ord's kangaroo rat) is the source of this 2345-nucleotide messenger RNA. RefSeq names its product checkpoint kinase 1 (gene Chek1). The record is from RefSeq and is a predicted model, not a curated record. Gene Ontology annotation, molecular function: ATP binding; protein serine/threonine kinase activity. Gene Ontology annotation, biological process: DNA damage checkpoint signaling; protein phosphorylation. Gene Ontology annotation, cellular component: nucleus. The transcript is spliced from 13 exons. NCBI's taxonomy places the organism in Eukaryota, Metazoa, Chordata, Mammalia, Rodentia, Heteromyidae. Bases 172 to 1602 code for a protein of 476 amino acids.
UGUGACCGUAGGGAGGAUCCCCCUUGCACCGGGGACCGCAGACUCCGGGCUGGCCCCCGAGCGCUGGGCGUCGUGUUUCUGGGCCCUGGCCUUUUCUCGUGAUUCUCGGGGCAGUUGGCCCCGCCCCGGUUUCCUCAGGGCCCUGGCACUGCCGGGCUGAUUGGCGGAGUCAUGGCAGUGCCCUUUGUGGAAGACUGGGACUUGGUGCAAACCCUGGGAGAAGGUGCCUAUGGAGAAGUUCAGCUUGCUGUGAAUAGAAUAACUGAAGAAGCAGUUGCAGUGAAGAUUGUAGACAUGAAGCGAGCCAUAGACUGUCCAGAAAAUAUUAAGAAAGAGAUCUGCAUUAAUAAAAUGUUAAACCAUGAGAAUGUUGUAAAAUUCUAUGGUCACAGGAGAGAAGGCAAUAUCCAAUAUCUAUUUUUGGAGUACUGUAGUGGAGGAGAACUUUUUGAUAGAAUAGAGCCAGACAUAGGCAUGCCUGAACAAGAUGCUCAGAGGUUCUUCCAUCAACUCAUGGCAGGGGUGGUUUAUCUGCAUGGUAUUGGAAUAACUCAUAGAGAUAUUAAGCCAGAAAAUCUCCUUUUGGACGAAAGGGAUAACCUCAAAAUCUCUGACUUUGGCUUGGCCACAGUAUUUCGGCAUAAUAAUCGUGAGCGUUUGUUGACGAAGAUGUGUGGUACUUUACCUUAUGUUGCUCCAGAACUUCUGAAGAGAAAAGAAUUUCAUGCAGAACCAGUUGAUAUUUGGUCCUGUGGAAUAGUACUUACUGCAAUGUUGGCUGGAGAAUUGCCAUGGGACCAGCCCAGUGACAGUUGUCAGGAAUAUUCUGAUUGGAAAGAAAAAAAAACAUACCUCAACCCUUGGAAAAAAAUCGAUUCUGCUCCUCUGGCUCUACUUCAUAAAAUCCUAGUGGAGAAUCCAACAGCAAGAAUUACCAUCCAGGACAUCAAAAAAGAUAGAUGGUACAAUAAGUCACUCAAGAAAGGGGCAAAGAGACCCCGAGUCACUUCAGGUGGUGUGCCAGAGUCCCCUGGUGGAUUUUCUAAGCACAUUCACUCUAAUUUGGACUUCUCUCCAGUAAACAAUGCUUCUAGUGAAGAAAACGUGAAGUAUUCUAGUUCCCAGCCAGAGCCACGGACAGGUCUGUCCCUAUGGGACUCCAGUCCCUCAUACAUCGAUAAAUUGGUACAAGGGAUCAGUUUCUCUCAGCCCGCAUGUCCUGAUCAUAUGCUUCUGAAUAGCCAAUUACUUGGUACCCCAGGAUCCUCACAGAAUCCCUGGCAGCGCUUGGUGAAAAGAAUGACAAGAUUCUUUACCAAAUUGGAUGCAGAUAAAUCUUACCAGUGCCUGAAAGAGACUUGUGAGAAGUUGGGCUAUCAUUGGAAGAAGAGUUGUAUGAACCAGGUUACUGUAUCAACAACUGAUAGAAGAAACAAUAAACUGAUUUUCAAAAUAAAUUUAGUAGAAAUGGAUGAGAAGAUAUUGGUUGACUUCCGGCUUUCUAAGGGUGAUGGAUUGGAGUUCAAGAGACACUUCCUGAAGAUAAAAGGGAAGUUGAGUGAUGUUGUGAGCAGCCAGAAGGUUUGGCUUCCUGUCACAUGAUCCAUUUGCUGUGGGAUUCCUGGUGAAUAUAGUGCUGCUUUGUUGACAUUAUUCUUCCUAGAGAAGAUCAUUCCAUUAUGCAAACUGCAGACAGUAGUUCCUGAAGAGUUUUCUUCUCCUCUGUCCAAAACUCAAUUAUUUGUAUAUUUUACAUAUAAAUAUCCAUAAUAUUUAUAAUAAUGGAUCAAAUUCAUUAGAUAUUUCUUCAGAUGUGUGUAGUGUCUAAAUUUGAAACCCAUCUGGUUGAAACUCAAGUAUCUAUCAUCAGAUAUCUACUUGAGUUGACCAGCUUUUGUGACAACAUAAUAUCCCAUUUUUAUAGUUUUUUUCAUCCAAAAAGCACCUAUUUUCUCCAUACUGGCUUAAUUAUAAGGAAAAUUUGUCAAAGACUGAUCCCUGUGACUUUUGGACAAUGGACUUGCCAAUUUGUGAAGAAAGGCAAGCUUAAAAGAAUGUAUCCCAAAACUUUGUACUAUAUUUUCAAUUUUAGUAAAUGUGCUGCUGAAGCAAGCCCUGUACAUUUUCAAAAGGGUUUGACCAGUAAUAUAAAACUGUUAGAAUGAUUAAAACUUUAAGUAGGUAUUUUUUCUUUUUAGUUAGUCAAAUAUAAGAUACUGGUUGAUCUUUCAAAAAGUUGAGCAUACAUUCUAGGGCUUAACUGACUCUAAAAAUUACUGUUGCACAUCUUAAAUAUUUUUCUAUAUUAUUUCUUACUUUCAUGGCCAUAUUUUAAUUCUUUACUA